Messenger RNA from Apodemus sylvaticus (European woodmouse), 1434 nucleotides. RefSeq names its product zinc finger protein 431-like. The record is from RefSeq and is a predicted model, not a curated record. Gene Ontology annotation, biological process: regulation of transcription by RNA polymerase II. Gene Ontology annotation, molecular function: RNA polymerase II cis-regulatory region sequence-specific DNA binding; DNA-binding transcription factor activity, RNA polymerase II-specific. The transcript has 5 exons. Lineage: Eukaryota; Metazoa; Chordata; Mammalia; Rodentia; Muridae. Bases 1 to 1434 code for a protein of 477 amino acids.
AUGCUGGAUUCUUCCCAGAAGGGUCUCUACAAAGAUGUGAUGUUGGAGACGUACAUGAAUCUCACUGCUAUAGGCUACAAUUGGGAAGACUAUCAUAUUGAAGAACAUUGUGAAAAUUCUAGAAGACAUGAAAGGCAUGUAAGAAGUCAUACUGGAGAGAAGCCAUAUGAAUGUAAUCAAUGUGGUAAAGUCUUAGCAAAUCUCAGUAAUCUAAAAAGACAUAAAAUGACACAUACUGGAGAGAAACCUUAUAAAUGUAGUCAAUGUGAUAAAGCCUUUGCAAGACCCAGUCAUCUCCAAAGACAUAAAAUAACACAUACUGGAGAGAAACCUUAUGAAUGUAACCAAUGUGAUAAAGCCUUUACAAGAUCCAGUCAUCUCCAAUAUCAUAAAAGAACACAUACUGGAGAGAAACCAUAUGAAUGUAAUCAAUGUGGUAAAGCCUUUGCAGGUCACAUUGAUCUCCAAAGACAUAAACUGACACAUACUGGAGAGAAACCUUAUGGAUGUAAUCAAUGUGGUAAAGUCUUUACAAGAACCAGUCAUCUCCAGUAUCAUAAAAGAACACAUACUGGAGAGAAACCAUAUGAAUGUAAUCAGUGUGACAAGGCUUUUACAAGAUCAAGUCAUCUCCAAUAUCAUAAAAUAGCACAUACUGGAGAGAAACCUCAUGAAUGUAAUCAAUGUGGUAAAGCCUUUACAAGACCCAGUCAUCUCCAAACACAUAAAAUGACACAUACAGGAGAGAAACCUUAUGAAUGCGAUCAAUGCGGUAAAGCCUUUGCACAGAACAGUUAUCUCCAAAUUCAUAAAAGAACACAUACUGGAGAGAAACCUCAUGAAUGUAAUCAAUGUGGUAAAGCCUUUGCAUGUCACAGUGAUCUCCAAAGACAUAAAAGAACACAUACUGGAGAGAAACCUUAUGAAUGUAAUCUAUGUGGUAAAGCAUUUGCAUGUCACAGUAAUCUACAAAUGCAUAAAAGAACACAUACUGGCGAGAAACCUUAUGAAUGUAAUCAAUGUGGUAAAGCCUUUGCACAGCAGAAUGAUCUCCAAAGACAUAAAAGAACACAUACUGGAGAGAAACCUUAUGAGUGCCAUCAAUGUGGUAAAGCCUUUGCACGGCGCAGUCAUCUCCAAUAUCAUAAAAGAACACAUACUGGAGAGAAACCUUAUGAAUGUAAUCAAUGUGGUAAAGCCUUUGCAUGUCACAGUAAUCUCCAACAUCAUAAAAGAACACAUACUGGAGAGAAACCAUAUGAAUGUAAUCAAUGUGGUAAAGCCUUUGCACAGCGCAGUAAUCUCCAAUAUCAUAAAAGAACACAUACAGGAGAGAAACCUUAUGAGUGCAUUCAAUGUGGUAAAGCCUUUGCCUAUCGCAGAAAUCUCAAAUAUCAUGAAAGAACACAUACUGGAGAGAAACGUUAUGAAUGA